Molecule: messenger RNA, 2455 nt
Organism: Ooceraea biroi (clonal raider ant)
Lineage: Eukaryota; Metazoa; Arthropoda; Insecta; Hymenoptera; Formicidae
Source: RefSeq, a predicted model, not a curated record
UCGAGUUCCCGUCAGAACGCAUUAUGGCAAGUAUAUACAAAAUACUUGUAGUACCUGCCAUCCUGUUGGCCAGUUUGUCCUUGAGUUUGGCCAUCGUUGAGCAAGACAUCCCUAAGAAUUUUGAAGAUCUCAACCAUGAUGUACAACAGUUCCCUCGGGAAAGAAGACAAGAGGAGAUAGAAGACUUCGUCAAGGAAACAGAUAAUCCUGUAAAGCUGGAAGAUAAAUUCUUAGAAUCUCAGACCAUUCACGAUAGAGAGAUAAAUGGAGAAGCGAUAGGCCAAAAAGCCGAGAGAGAGGACAAAAAGCGGGAGGAUGCAUUCCAUACGAACAACGAUGCCGCGACAGAUGCUGAGAAUGAUAUCUUUUCAUACAAGAAUAUGCACGAUCUUAUCCAAGCGUUUAUUCUUGCGGAUAAAGAGAACAAAUUACAACAAGAAGUAGAGAAUUCCACGGAAUCUGAGACACAUAACAACUUACCGAAGCGUCAUGUAGUUGCAUCCGCAUCCGCAGCCGCAGCCGCAUCCAGCGGUCUUCUUGGAGUAAAUCCAUGGGAAGUUGUACCUGUGACCGAUUUGGACGCUCAUUCUUGUGGAGUCGAGGCAUUUGAAUUUGGUCACGUGCACCUGUCGGGCGUGAUAGUACACGAGUUCUUCUGCGAACUGAGGAAGCUCUGGCACUACGUUCGGAUCAUAUUGCGAAAUCUCAAGUCAGAGCUCACCCUAGGACCAUUAGUCGCCGAGGACACAAUCGCUACCAGCCACACCACUCUUUUUGGUCAUUUCUUCCAUCAUAGUCCGCGAUUUCUUCAAGCUAUUAUCAGAGCGCCCCACCAUCUGCUACUUUUACCCGAAAUACUCCGUGACGCCAUACCGUUUCCUAGUAUCACCAGUGCUAUUCACCGAUUCGUUCACAUCUUCUUCAAACUAGUGCACUUCGUGCGUGAUUUACUUUACGGGCAUAUUCGCCACGUUCUCCGACACGUCUUCUCGCACCAUCAUCUAGGUAUACGCUUACUGGAGAAGCUUCACGGACUUAAGCUCGCAAAAGGAUUUGACUCGAUACUUCCGAUAGAGGAAAUUGUUACGGAACCGAUAGUGUCUACAGCGACUGCAACGGCGACAGCAACCACUUACCAAGAGCCAGUAGUCUCAGACUACCAUAAGUCAUUGGCGGAGGUGCUGACUUCCUUCCGCGGUGCUCAUGACGGCUAUUACGCGUCUGGACUACCAGACCUGAUCAGGACUGGCGCGAAAAGCCUUUCCUUAACCACGGUGGUUUCUAAGAUCGGUCCAUACCUACCCAAAAUACCUUUGCGAAGUUACUUUGGAUGUGAACAACCAGUUUUGGCUGAAGAUACCACAGUGAGCACGUCGGCUUCCGCUAGUGCCUCAGUAAGUUCAGUCCCAUUAAUAAGUCCAACGAUAGCUCCAAUAGUAUCCGCUCCUGUUGCUCCUGUUGAAACCAUCAGCUCUUCGGCGUCUGCUAGUGCCGCCGCUGUCGUAGCUACUGAACCUAUAAUUUCCUCCACACCUUUCGUUCCAUCCUACACCCCUGUGAUUGAACCGAUGCUAACUGUACCUCCCGUGGUCGUUUCUGAUACGGUGUCUGAUUGUGCGAGUAGUUCCUCCAGCGUGGCCAUAGCCGCGCCAGGAGUAACAGUUCCUAAUACUUUAGGAAGUGUCGCGACAGCUGCUGCUGCUUCCGCAGCUUCUGCUUCGACCUUGAACGUCGCUCCAACCCCGAUCAUCAGCCCACGCAGAUAUAGACCUAGGCCCAUUUUACCCACUAUCAUUCCCACAGUUGAGAGCGUAUCUUCUAGCAGUGCAUCAGCCUCUGCGAGCGACGUCUUAGUCGAGCCAAGUCAGAAUAUCAGAUUCGAUCGUCUUAAAAAUCUGUUGUCCCGUCCACGAGUUCUUCCUUCCUCGGUAGCUGCUUCAGCCGCUGCAGCAGCUUCUGCUGCGGGAGGUGUCUCGUCUUCUUCUGCAGCUAGUAGUUCGGCUGGCGGCAUUUCUCCAUAUUUAAAUGACUUCAAUCUUGUAUUCCCUAGGGAGAAGAUCAUUAAUGCUCUAGGCUACGACCGCCUGUUGCCGGGCGACAUCGUGACACUCACCCUAAAAAACAAAUCGACCCUGUUCGGUCGCGUGUUUGACGCUACCAGUCCUAUCGCUUUCAACUUCCUCAGACCGAAAUUGCACGCCUCCAUUAUUCGGAACGGCAGACGGAUCUGGAAUCUCUUCCCCGGAGAUUUCAGAGAUCCCGAAUGCGUCCGAACGUUGAACAAUCCUUUACUUUUACGUCAUGUUUAUUAGACUUCAGAUAUUAAAUUACAUACACACAUACGUACACGUAUAUAGACAUGUCGUAACUAGUCCUAAAUCAUUAUAAACUAUUGAUACAUAUCAAAUGAUUGUAACUAUAUUUGAUUGCAAAUAAACUGUGUUAUAAAAAAGGU